AUGGAAUUAUUCAAAGUUGACGGUUGGAACAUAAAGACUGACAAAGUUGCCUUUGCAGAGAAUAAAAAGAAGAAAUUACAAGAUAAGAAAAACAAAAAGGCCAAAGCCAAUAAGAAACUAAAAGAUAAUGCUAAAAAGAAAGCCACUAGUGCCAAUUCCAUAGUUGUCAAUCCUGAUGUGAAAAUGAGAAAAUUCGGUGAAAAGAAAGAUCAGUCAUUAUCACCAUCAAGCAGCACAGAAAUUGAUAAGACUUCUACAAAACGUAACCAUGAAGAAAUCGCCAAGGAAGACAUUGAUUCUACGAUACAAUCGAAACCUCAAAGGAAGUUAACUCCGUUACAACAAAAGAUGAUGGCUAAAUUAACAGGGUCAAGAUUCAGAUGGAUUAAUGAACAAUUUUAUACGAUAGAUUCUGGAAGUGCAUUAGAUUUAGUUAAGAAACAACCUGAAUUAUUUGAUGAAUAUCAUGAUGGGUUUAGAUCUCAAGUUCAAUCAUGGCCUGAGAAUCCAAUUGAUGUUUUUGUCAAUCAACUCAAGGCAAGGUCUCAGAAACCUGUCAAUGCUCCUGGUGGGUUACCAGGUUUAACGGAUGAUAAUAAAAAAUUGUUAUUGCUGAUAUGGGUUGUGGUGAAGCAAAAAUUAGCGCUUGAAGUGAAUAAUUUUUAUAAAUCUUUCAAUCAAAAAAAUAGGAAAUGGAAAAGAAAUCAUGAGGUUCAUAGUUUUGAUUUGAAAAAAGUUAACGAUAGAAUUACUGUGGCUGAUAUUAAGAACGUUCCUUUACCGGAUAAUUCUUGUACUAUUGUUAUAUUUUGUUUAUCAUUGAUGGGGACUAACUUCUUGGAUUUCAUCAAGGAAGCUUAUAGAAUUUUGGCACCAAGAGGUGAAUUGUGGAUAGCGGAAAUUAAAUCAAGAUUUGCAGAUGGUAAAGGGGAUGAAUUUGUUACUGCUUUGAAACUAAUGGGAUUUUUCCAUAAAAAUACAGAUGAUGAAAAUAAAAUGUUUACUAGAUUUGAAUUCUUUAAACCAGCGCAAGAUAUUAUUGAAGAAAGAAAGGCAAAAUUAGAAAGAAGACAAAAAUUCAUUGAAGUGGAAACAGAAAAGGAAGAACUUGAGAAGAAAAGACAAAAGACUGCUGAAGGUAAAUGGUUAUUAAAGCCAUGUAUUUAUAAAAGAAGAUGA
This is a messenger RNA of Naumovozyma dairenensis CBS 421, 1179 nucleotides long. RefSeq names its product 25S rRNA (adenine645-N1)-methyltransferase (gene RRP8). Gene Ontology annotation, cellular component: nucleolus. Bases 1 to 1179 code for a protein of 392 amino acids. NCBI's taxonomy places the organism in Eukaryota, Fungi, Ascomycota, Saccharomycetes, Saccharomycetales, Saccharomycetaceae. The record is from RefSeq and is a predicted model, not a curated record. Gene Ontology annotation, molecular function: rRNA (adenine) methyltransferase activity. Gene Ontology annotation, biological process: ribosomal large subunit biogenesis; rRNA methylation. The transcript has a single exon.